This is a messenger RNA of Larimichthys crocea (large yellow croaker), 4393 nucleotides long. RefSeq names its product transmembrane O-mannosyltransferase targeting cadherins 1 (gene tmtc1). The coding region runs from base 351 to 2957 and encodes 868 amino acids. Gene Ontology annotation, biological process: RNA processing; protein O-linked glycosylation via mannose. Gene Ontology annotation, molecular function: mannosyltransferase activity; protein binding. Lineage: Eukaryota; Metazoa; Chordata; Actinopteri; Sciaenidae. The transcript has 19 exons. The record is from RefSeq and is a predicted model, not a curated record.
AUCUGGAGAUAUAAAAGGUUUAUUCUACGGUAACAAAAACAUUAAAUUCUUAUUUUCAGGUGAUUCUGCACUAAUGAAAACAUCGUUGCACAUUGUAUUAAAUUCCUGCCAUAUUCCCUAAACAGAGCUCCCCAAGUCUUACUCACCAGACCUUUUAAAAUCCAAUUUCUUUUUUCUUCAUAGGGCUCCGACGUUUCCCAACUGUACCUGAAAGCAGCACAACACAUGCACACCGUCCCCGCAGUCCACAGCACACACAGCCGCUACCUGCCAGGCGGAAUGGACGUAUCCUCCAGUACCUACAGCUUCAUCUUCAGCCCAGCGGAGCCGCGGGAAAAACCAGGCCCGACAUGACAGCACCGGGACGGGAGAAGAAAAGCCGCCAGCAGCCGCGGGUGACCGUGCGUCCGGAGGCGGUGUGGGCUGCGGGUCGCUACGCGGUACUGGCCGCCCUGUGCGCACUGUGUUACAGCAACUCUCUCCGCGGGGAGUUGGUGCACGACGAUGUGUGGGCUAUCAUCAACAACCCGGACGUCCGACCGGGCUCCAGCCUCAAAAACAUCUUCAGCAACGACUUCUGGGGCAAAAGGAUGGCGGACAAUACGAGCCACAAGUCGUACAGACCGCUGUGCAUCCUCACCUUCAAGUUGAACAUCCUACUCGGCGGCAUGACGCCUCUCUACUUCCACAUCGUCAACGUGUGCCUGCACUGCGCCGUAACCUGCCUGCUCAUGCACACGUGUGAGCGCUGCUCAUUCGAAGACUCGCGCCUAGCCUUCGUCACGGCACUGCUCUUCGCCGUGCACCCCGUCCACACUGAAGCCGUGUCUGGUAUCGUGGGCAGAGCUGACGUCCUGGCCUGUCUGCUGUUCUUACUGACGUUCCUCUCCUAUAUCAGGAGUGUGGGUGUGUGCGUCUCCGAUAACUCUCUGCCCUCCACGGUGUCGGUGGGGUGUCUGCUCGUCAGUUUGUUGCUGGGCACCUGUGCCAUGCUGGUCAAGGAGACAGGCAUCACCGUGUUUGGAGUGUGCGUGUUGUACGACGCCCUGGUGCUCUGCCGCAGGCCUCUCAUCUAUCAUCUUUCUGGCUCCAGACUCGGGGACCUUCUCCACAUUUGCAGCCCCUUCAUCAAACGAGCCUGCCUCAUCUCUGCCUAUGUGGUGAUCAUCAUGUCAGUCAGGCUGUGGCUGAUGGGAGGAUCUAUGCCUCUCUUCUCUGAACAGGACAACCCUGCCUCCUUCUCACCUCACCUGCUUACCAGGAUUUUGACCUAUUCCUACCUGCUUUCCUUCAAUGCCUGGCUGCUGCUGGCCCCCAUCGUGUUGUGUUACGACUGGCAGGUGGGAAGCAUUCCCCUGGUGGAAUCGCUGGGCGACGUGCGCAACGUGGCCACAGUGCUGCUGGCCGUGGUGAUGGUCGCUCUUUGCCUGCACUGCAUCUUCUCACUGCAGAGGCAGCAGAGCAGGGAGGUGUUGGUGGGAAUGCUGUUCCUGGUGUUUCCCUUCAUUCCUGCCAGUAACCUUUUCUUCAGGGUGGGAUUUGUCGUGGCCGAGAGGGUUCUCUACAUGCCAAGUAUGGGUUACUGCAUCCUGGUGGCUCAUGGCCUGGGACGGCUGUGUUCGGUGGUGGGCCGUUGGGGCACCACAGUCCUCAGUGUCUCCAUGCUGCUGCUGCUCCUUCUCUUCUCCUGGAAGACCGUCCAGCAGAACCACGUCUGGCUCUCGAGGGAGGCCCUCUUCCGCUCUGGUAUCCAGACUCUGCCUCACAAUGCCAAAGUCCACUACAACUACGCCAACUUUUUGAAAGACACCGGGCGGCACCAGGAGGCCAUUCACCACUACACCACUGCCCUCAGGUUAUACCCCCGCCAUGCCAGCGCCAUGAACAACCUGGGAACUCUGACUCGCAGCCCAGAGGAGGCUGAGCGCUACUACAGGAAGGCACUGGACAUCAACCCUCAGCAUAACCGAGCUCUGUUCAACCUGGGAAACCUCCUCAAGGCCCAGGGCAAGGAGGAAGAAGCUGUGACUCUGCUAAAGGACUCCAUACACUUCGGUCCACAUUUUGCUGAUGCUUACUCCAGUCUGGCAUCACUCUAUGCCGAGCAGAAACGCUUUGCUGAAGCCAAUGAAGUGUAUCUGAAAGGUAUAGAGAACUGUCCGGACAGCUCCGACCUGCAUAAUAACUACGGAGUGUUUCUGGUGGAUACAGGAGAGGGGGAGCUGGCAGCUGCUCACUACCAACAAGCUGUCAGACUUAAACCAGCGCAUUAUGUUGCCAUGGUUAACCUGGGCCGCCUGCUACGAUCAUCCAAUGAGAACAAGGAAGCUGAGUCUUGGUACAAGAGGGCAUUGCAGGUGACGAGGAAGGUCGACAUCCUGACUCCACUCGGAGCUCUGUACUACAACACAGGUCGCUACGAGGAGGCCCUGCAGGUGUACAGAGAGGCGGCCACCCUGCAGCCUGACAGCACCGACAUCUGGCUGGCUCUGGCUCAGGUCUUAGCCAUGGCCGGUCGUACCAAAGAGGCAGAGAAGAUGACCCUGGACAUCAUAUCCAGAGAAGGCAGCUGUAUCGAAUGUUACCGCCUCCUUUCUGCCAUCUACAGCAAGCGUGGCAACUACACAGAGGCUCUGGAUGCUCUGGAUCGGGCCCUCCAGCAGAAUCCCAGUGAUCUGACAGUGAGAGCAGAGCUGUAUUUCUCCAAAGGAAACCAGCUGAGAGAGAUGAACCAGCUGGACCGAGCCUUUGAGAGCUACAAGCUGGCUGUGGAACUCAAACCUGACCAGUCUCAGGCCUGGAUGAACAUGGGAGGGAUUCAGCACAUUAAGGGAGACUAUGCAGCAGCCAGAAUGUACUACCAGCGAGCCCUGCUUCUGAGCCCUGGUUCUAAACUUCUGAAGGAAAACCUAGCCAAGCUGGACCGGCUGGAGAGGAGACUGACAGGGGGGGCAUAGACCACCACGAUUCUCCAGACGCUGCACUAUCCAGGGCACAAAUCAGGGGAGUAGGACACUGCCCGUCCCCUCCGGAAGCCCAAACACCAGCCCCCAGGCUGCUGGAUAAAACAGACCUGGUUAGUAAGACGACCUGCCUGUGUGAGAGCAGAGGAGGAAGGUCGACCUGCAGCGUGUUCGGAGGUGUACCCAGUGUGCUGGACUCAAAGAGACUGGUCGAGCCACAGAAGCCUUUCCUGGAGUAAGCAGAAGGGAAUGGCUGGUUGGAGACCACUGGGAGCUCCAUGUGUCUCCCCGUCUACAUCAGCUUUACUUCAACAUGCACAUCUGCUUCUGACAUUUGUGUUUGAUUGAUUUGUUUUAUUUAGGUUUAUGUGAAGUCAUUUCCUUUAUGGCACUUCAUCACACGCAUUAUAAUUCAGUCAUCUGCUCUGCCUAUGAGUACUCUUCAUAUAUUUACAUUAGUGCAGUGAAAGUGUGGAAACUGUUUUUAUUAUGAAGGGAAUGAGCAGCUUGGCCAUUCGUGACCUUUGGGAACUGUUUGUGUAAGAAAAUAAUCCAAACUCAAAGGUCCACUUGCUAGCUAUUCAGAGCUUUCACCUGCGUGGUCCUGUUCUACACAGAGACAUGUAGUGGUCACGCAGAGAGUCCGUACAGUCACAACAAACUGGAGGUACAACUUGCAGAUGCUGAAAAUAAAACUGAUCUAAGUCAACGGCUCACAUUCCACCACAGAAAACUUGUGGUCAUUCACAUCCAACACCGACCAAGAGGUGGCACAGUGAUUGUUUUGCAGGGUUGGGGAAGUCGCUUUGAAGAUGUAGCUCAUGAAGCUACCAGUUACUAUGCUUUAGAAGAAAUGAACGUACAGCAACACUACACUUUCGUCUUAAGUAGUAAAUUUACAGGACAGGUUGGCUACUGGUCAUGCUCUCACUCUGUACCAUACUUGAUUUUUAAAAUAGCUACACAACCCAGAUGCUGCUGAUUUAUUAAACUAGUACCUCUGAUGACUGACAAUGAAGUUCUGAGUCAAAUCAAGUCAAGUCUGAAACUUGAAAGUUGAUAUGAUAUGAAUCAAAGUUCAUGUGGGGCAUUACAGCAUGAUGCAGCUACAUUGCUUCACUAAACCCGCACCAUCCACAGACUCCUGGCUGCCGACAGCACAUUAACCAGAUACGACAAAGAACACAGUUUUAUUCUUAUUUAAACCAGCGAAUGUAAAGGUCAAUGGCAGAUAAACCAGAGUUUUUUCAUGUUUAAUUGUGAUAAUCUGAAGCACACUCUUUCCUCCUGCUCUUUGAAUUGGCUGUCGUGAGAUUGACAGCACUGUAUCUGUUAUCAUGAAAACGAUGAAAUGAGGAACCAGCUGCAUUCACUGGAGAGACGCAGUCAAAAGCUCCAAAAAGCUGAUAAGUGGACCUUUGAGUUUAAAU